AUAGGCCUAAUACUCUCAUUAUUGUUCACUAAAUUACAUACGGCUUUUCCACUGAAAAUAAAAUUUCGUACCAUUUAUAUUUUUCAAGAAACUUUUCCAUAUCAUAAAGAUUAAAUUUAAUAUUUGCUACUAAUGCGCUCUCUUUCUUGCACAAAGCAGGUCCAUUGCAACUCCUAUGCCCUAGUCAUGAGCACAGAGAUCUUAAGCCAUGAUGUCUACCCCGGGAAGGACCGCUCAAUGAUCCUUAUAAAUUGCUUUUUACGUCUUGGCGGGGCAGCUAUUUUGCUCUCGAACCGAUCGUCAAGCCGAUCAACAGCCAAGUACGAGCUCAUGCACACUGUUCACACGCAUACCGCCAGCUACGACCGUUCCUACAACUGCAUUUUCCAGACGGUGGAUGAUGAGGGACUCCAGGUUCAGGGUCACCAAAGACCUGUUGGCUGUAGCCAGCAAAACCAUCCAAACCAACAUUGCUUCCCUGGGCCGCCUCAUCCUGCCCCUGUCAGAAAAGAUCCGAUACUCCGCGAAUUAUCUGAUCCGGUACUUCCACAUGGCAGGGGUCAAAGCAUACGUACCGGACUUCACAAGGGCCACUGACCAUGUCUGCCCGCCCGUUGGCGGCAAGCCGGUACUGGAUGAGCUGCAGAAGAACCUGCAUCUGAGCGAUGUGCUGAUGGAAGCGCCGAGGAUGACUCUUCACAGGUUCGGGAACACAUCCAGCAGUUCCAUCUGGUACGAGCUGGCAUACGUUGAGGCCAAGGGGAGGAUGAAGAAGGGGAACCGGGUGUGGCAGGUUGCGUUCGGUUCGGGUUUCAAGUGCCACAGUGUGAUAUGGAGGGCGAUCAGGACGAUCGGUGGACCAACCCGUAGUGGGAUCAGUGCCGUUCUUUUUCGAAUCUUCUUAGGGGAAGAAUAUCAUGCGGUGAAAUUUGAUAUGAGCAGUCAAUCGGGUCGGGGUAUCUCUUUAGGCAGAGCGUCUUUGCUGCUUUUCGAUGAGAAGCAGCUAUUCGUUUUGCGAUUUAGUCCAACGAUGAAAAUCGGAAGGGAAUCAGGAUCGGGGCCCUCAAUCGGCGACCCCGACCCCUCCACCGAGCUCACCGGUGCCCAAGAGGACGCCGACGACCUCGAUGGAGGUGCCGGGGUUGCUGAUUGGCAGCCCCCAUCCCGUAUCGACCGAGGACCUCCAAGUCGAAGUUCCAGGUCGAUUCGGGGUCGGGGCCUCCAAUUGGCGACCCCAACACCUCCAUCGAGGUCGCCGGUGCCCACAGAGGUCGCCGGCGACUAA
Punica granatum (pomegranate) is the source of this 1285-nucleotide messenger RNA. The record is from RefSeq and is a predicted model, not a curated record. Lineage: Eukaryota; Viridiplantae; Streptophyta; Magnoliopsida; Myrtales; Lythraceae.